AUGCUGGGCACUCUUUAAAGUGUUGUACAAAUAUUAAUUCAUCCAAUCCUCACACCGGCUUUUUUAGGUUGAUACGCAUGUUGGCCUCAUUUCAGAUGAGGACACUGAGGCACAGACCAGAUGAGCUGUGUUCCCAAGUCUACACAGUUUAUAAGAGGUAGCUGGCAGGGUCUGAAUCCAAGGAGUGUGGUCCAUGCGCUCAGCAGCUGCACCCUGCCUGCCUUCCUGUCUUAACACAACACCAGGACUAGGCACCUGACAGGGAGGCUGGGUGUGGGGGUGUCACUUUGCAAAAGUCUUUCUUUUACUUAGCCUGGGAAUCAGGAAUUCAAACCUUGUUUCUACCCCAGGCCUUGCUCUGUGGCCUUAGACAAGUCCACUCCCUCUCUGGGCCUCGACUCCCUUUUGUUGCUUCAUUCAUAUGUUCUUAACAGCCUUGUGAAGCAAAAUUGGCUGUUUAUUUCCAAGUCCCAAACCCUCCAAUUAGCAGAGAGUCUUGAAGUCCUUUCCCUCCCAUAGUCUGGAGUCACCUUUUACUGGGUGACCAGCACUCCCACUGCCCAUCACUGACCUGGGAAACAUGGUAGAUAGAUAGAUAGAUAGAUAGAUAGAUAGAUAGAUAGAUAGAUAGAUAGAUAGAUAGAGGCUCUGUCCUCUCAAAAGACUCCUUUCCUCACACCUUCCUCCUUAUCUGUCAUUUUCCCAGAGCCCUAGCAUUCAAGUCCUCUCUCUCCUCCACCCCCUGAAUCUGGCAGAGAAAGCCCACCUCCCUAGGGAGGCCUGACCCGUCCCCUCGAGCCUCCCAGGCCACAGCCCGCUUCUCUCUCCUUCUCCUCCCUGCGCCUCUUUUCCAGGCGGCACUGAAGUCCUUCCUACACACACGCUAUUUUUGUAUGAUCACUCUCUCCUUCCUCUCCCCCUUCCCCCUACAUUCACUUACUUCCUGCUUUUCUGUCACCUCGGCCCAGCUCUGAAAGAAUCAGGGGCCCCUUUAGCCCAAGCCCACCCCCAAGAGAGGCCUUCAGCUUUGGGGAACAGGGUCAGAGCCACUUGGGGGAGGGAAAAGGCAGGCACCUCCGUCCCCCAUCCCCCCCCCUUUUCCAUUCCCCCAUUCCUUCGCCGCUUCCAGCCUCUCGCUAGAGGGAAGUAGGGACUGACUGCGACCGGAGUCCGGAGGCAGGGGAGGCCGGGAGCAACUUCCUCAGUCCACCUUAAGAGGACGAUGUUCGCCAGCUCGCGGCGCUGACCUUAGACAAACAAGUUUGCGCAAAGUGGAGCGGGGGGCCCGGCCCUGGGCAGCCCCGGCGGCGCUUCCACAGCCUUCUAGCCCUCGCUGGCGGCGCAGCCGCGGCCCAUGGAGCCCGCCGGCCCGGCCUCCGGCCGCCUCGGGCCGCUGCUCUGCCUGCUGAUUGCCGUGUCCUACUCCGCUACAGGAGUGGCAGGUGAGAAGGACCUGCAGGUGAUUCAGCCUGUAAGGCCAGUGUCAGUCGCAGCUGGAGAGACGGCCACUCUGCUGUGCACUGUGACCUCCGUGUACCCCGUGGGGCCCUUCCGGUGGUUCAGGGGGACAGGGCCAGGCCGGGAGUUAAUCUACGGUUUCAAACAAAGUGAGGCAACCCGCUUCCCUCGAGUAACAACUGUUGCAGACACCACAAAGGGCAACAACAUGGACUUUUCCAUCCGCAUCAGUAACAUCACCCCCGCAGACGCCGGUACCUACUACUGUGUGAAGUUCCGGAGCCAAGACCCUGAAAACGUGGCGUUUAAGUCUGGACCAGGCACCCAGCUCACUGUGAGUGCCAAACCCUCUCCCCCCGUGGUAUCAGGCCCCACGGGGAGGGCCCCGCCUGGGCAGACAGUGAACUUCACCUGUGAGUCCCAUGGCUUCUCCCCCCGAAACAUCGUCCUGAAAUGGUUCAAAGAUGGGAAUCAGCUCCCAGCCUCCCAGACCACCGUGGACCCAGAGGGAGACAGCGCUUCCUACAGCGUCUCCAGCACAGCCAGGGUGGUGCUGGCCCCGGGGGACGUUCGCUCUCAGGUGGUCUGUGAGGUGGUCCAUGUCACUCUGCAGGGGAGCCCUCCUCUUCGUGGGACUGCCAACUUGUCUGAGACCAUCCGAGUUCCGCCCACCGUGGAGGUUACCCAACACCCUGUGUCGGGGAACCAGGUGAACGUCACCUGCCAGGUGAAGAAGUUCUACCCCCAGCGCCUACAGCUGACCUGGUUGGAGAACAGAAACUUGUCACGAACAGAAACGGCCUCGACCCUCACAGAGAACAAGGACGGAACCUUUAACCAGAUGAACUGGCUCCUCGUGAAUUUAUCUGCCCACAGGGAGGAGGUGGGGCUCACCUGCCAGGUGGAGCACGAUGGGCAGCCGGCGGUCACCAAACACCUUACCCUGGAGAACUCUGUCCACCAGAAGGACCAGAGCACAGAUGGAUCCUCUGGUGAGACUACCAAGUUGAAUAAUGUCUUUAUUGCGGUGGGCGUGGUGUGUGCCUUGCUGGUGGCCCUGCUGGUCGCAGCCCUCUACUUCCUCCGAAUUCGACAGAAGAAAGCCAAGGGCUCCACUUCUUCUACAAGGUUGCAUGAGCCUGAGAAGAACGCCAGAGAAGCAACCCAGGUACAAUCCUUGGUCCAGGACAACAACGACAUCACAUAUGCAGACCUGAACCUGCCCAAGAGGAAGAAGUCAGCCCCCCGGGCUGCUGAGCCAAACAACCACACGGAAUAUGCCAGCAUUCAGGCUGUCCCGCCGCCCAAGCCCGACGACACCCUCACCUAUGCCGACCUGGACAUGGUCCACCUCAACCGGGCCCAUAAGCAGCCAGCCCCCAAGCCCGAGCCAUCCUACUCAGAGUACGCCAGCGUCCAGGUCAAGAGGAAGUGAACAGGGCCUACACUGUCUCUGGGUCUGUGUCCACGAGCUUUCUUGUCCCACGUGGAGCAGGCGUAAUGAGGACAGUCAGCCCAGUUUCCAGAGGACCAGGGUGGCACAGGUCCUGGGACCCAAGGAUGAGGUUGGCUCUUAUCUCCCCAACCCGCUUGGCUCUCCAGCAUUUCCAGGGUGGCCACAGCCUCCCACAUUGCCACUCAUGGAGACUGAUGUUGCCAGACCAGCCAGGGAACGGGCCAGAGCCGCCGGAGGACCAAAAACUCUCAUGCCUCUCUCCAUCAAUCGUGGGCCUUGGUCAUGUUCUGGGUGACCCGUGACGGCCUCCUUGAUGCUCUGUAGCCUGAUCUUCCAGGAUGAGGAGGGAGAAAACCCCCACCUCCUCUUCUCCCACCACCACCACCACCCAACUGUGGUUUUGGGAAAAGUUUUCUCGUUAGAUCGAACUGCCCCAUCCAUGCAGAAGCUGGGGAGAAAAAAUCUGAGACCGCAUCCAGAGACUCGGUGAGGUUGCUGCCAACAGUCCUGGCCUCCCCCAUCCCUGGGGACGAAAGGACCCUCCGAGGAGCCCUCCACCAUCACAAGGACUGAGUAACAAGACCCUCUUCCUCCUGCCCUCUGAGACUCCUUGAAGACCCAGCGUCCUGACGGUGACACUCCACGUGGACCUGCCUCUCCUUUCUAGACCCGAGCUUGCUUCCUCCAGCUAGCACUAACUCAGCAACAUCUCGCUGUGGACGCCUGUAAAUUAUUGAGAAAUGUGAAACGUGCAAUCUUGAAACUGAGGUGUUAGAAAAUUUGAUCUGUGGUGUUUUGUUUCGUUUUUUGUUUGUUUUUUUUGUUUUGUUUUGUUUUGUUUUUCUUAAAACAACGGCAGCGUUAUCUUGGCUCUUUGUCAUGUGUUGAAGUCCAUGGUUGGGUCUUGUGCCGUUUAAGGUUUAGCAGUUGGUUUCCUGGAGGGAAGAUCCUACAGCAGAAACUGACUUCCUCCACGUCCCAGAGCCCUGCGGAUGGGGAAGAAGGUUCCAGUUUGGCUGCUCCAUGGAGACGCUUAGCCUUCUCUUUAGGACUAAAUGGCCACGCUCUCAGCCGAGCUACGUGGCUGGUACUACUGCCUUCCUGCCCCCAGCAUGGUAAGUCCAAACCGGCCAGUGCUUCUCCAGGCUGCCUCCUUCACCAUGCAGUCUUGUUGAGACCUAAUGCCUCAGUCUUCUCACCUGGGAGGAGGGGAGAGGAAAGACGCCUUUCCCCGCCCCUCCCCCGCCAUCGCUCACAAGCACUUUAGGGCCAUGCAGGGAAGGAAUCCCUGCCUGGCGAUCUCCCCCACUCCUUUAGAGACCUUCCCCCAUUCCAGCUCUCUGAGCUGCUCUCUGCAGGAGGAAUCCUGCAUUUCUGCUCUCAAACCCUAUUGGGAUCAAACUGGAAAACAUCCAAGACAGCCAGGAGGACUGGGCAGCUGAGAAGCCAGGACUGACCUGCUUUCCUGUCCCUCUGUCUCAGGAGGUUGGGCAGAGGCUAUGACCCAUUAUCUUCUGACCCCUACCCUUCCAAUUUGGUGUGGGGGCCUGGCUGGGCCGAGGGCAAGCAAAUGUUGCACGCUGUGUGUGUGUUCAGUCUUCACCUGUACCUGAUCAGCUCUUAGAGCUGGACCCUAAUCUUCACUGCCCCACCCAACCACCCACCCACCUGGGUUCAGCCAUUCGAUGCCCCAGGGAUCAUCAGAGCGAAAAGCUGAGCCAUCCUGCCUGUCAGCAUGCCCUGCAGGUGGAACUCCGGGAGCUUAGCGCAGACCUGGCUCUCUGGGGGACAGUGAUUUGGUGUUUUACAUGUUGAUAUCCAGGAAUGAGCUGAGCCAACGGGCCAUGUGGGCAGCUUUGGCCCGACGAGCCAGAGUUUCUCUGUGGCAUGUGGGAGCGCAGGGGCCCAGCCACCUGGCUCGGGCUGUUUCCAAAUUCCAAAAGGUUGGCUUGUAAACCUUUGUCUCCCUCUCUUCUGCCCAGAGAGAGCACAUGUGUGUGAGCACGCGCGCACACACACACACACACACACACACACACAGAUACACACAUGCACAUAGAAUCUUAAAAGAAUGUUUUCUUGGUGCCAUUUUAAUUUAAUUUUAUUUUGAAUUUUGGAAGGGGACUAAAGGAAUGAGGCCAAGGAAGCCGUGUAGAUUUAGCUCCAGCCUGGCAGCCUGGAGAUGCUCGUACCUUGUGUAUCGAACCCCAGGAAAAGGAAGAGGUUAAAACAACAGUUCGGAAGGAGCGUGGUUUUGGGAGUUUAUUUUAAGACUGCUGGGAAGGAAACAGGCCCCAUUUUGUAUAUAGUUGCAACUUAAACUUUUUGGCUUGCAAAAUAUUUUUGUAAUAAAGAUUUCUGGGUAACAAUGA
This is a messenger RNA of Hipposideros armiger (great roundleaf bat), 5286 nucleotides long. Its product is annotated as tyrosine-protein phosphatase non-receptor type substrate 1. Bases 1355 to 2893 code for a protein of 512 amino acids. The record is from RefSeq and is a predicted model, not a curated record. The transcript is spliced from 9 exons. Lineage: Eukaryota; Metazoa; Chordata; Mammalia; Chiroptera; Hipposideridae.